CACAGGCUCUUUCUUCUUUCUUCUUCUUCAAAGCUCCCCUCCGACUAAAAAAAAAAAAAAAAAACCCAAAUAUCUGAGAAUCAAAAGACAUUUUUCCCCGAUCAAUCAAGCUGGAGUGGAAGAAAGGGAAAGUGAACCCAUUCGUGAGGGUAAUAAAAUCGAGGUUAAGGCCAAAACCGAUGAAUGCAGUCAACGAUCGUGAUGGCUCUUCCCGUAUUCUUUUGACCGACCCUGCCGGAUCUACUGCUGAGGUGCUUCUCUAUGGAGGACAAGUUGUUUCUUGGAGAAAUGAAAGGAGGGAGCAGUUGCUUUAUAUGAGCACCAAGGCGCAAUGGAGACCACCCAAGGCCAUCAGGGGAGGUUUACCUCUCUGUUUUCCACAGUUUGGAAAUCUUGGUCCACUUGAGCGACAUGGAUUUGCACGUAACAGAUUCUGGUCUUUUGAUAAUGAUCCGUCACCUCUGCCUCCUGCUAACCAGCAAUCAACUGUUGAUUUAGUAUUGAAGUCUACUGAAGAUGAUUUGAAGAUAUGGCCUCAUAGCUUUGAACUUCGUGUUCGCAUAUCUAUCAGUCCUGGAAAACUUACUAUCAUCCCGCGUGUGAGGAACACUGACCCAAAAUCAUUCUCCUUUACGUUUGCACUUCGCAACUACUUAUAUGUAUCCGACAUAAGUGAAGUUCGGAUUGAGGGUCUGGAGACACUUGAUUAUCUGGACAAAUUGAUGCGUAGAGAAAGAUUCACGGAGCAGGCAGAUGCAAUUACCUUUGACGGCGAGGUUGAUAGAGUGUAUUUGAACACACCGACAAAGAUUGCCAUCAUAGAUCAUGAGAGAAAGAGAACUAUCGAGUUGCGAAAGGAAGGCAUGCCAAAUGCAGUAGUGUGGAACCCUUGGGAUAAGAAGGCCAAGAGUAUUGUAGAUAUGGGAGAUGAGGAUUACACAACGAUGCUGUGUGUAGAUUCUGGUGCUAUGGAAACCCCAAUUGUGUUGAAGCCACAUGAAGAGUGGAAAGGGAGACAAGAACUCUCUAUCGUCUCCUCAAGCUACUGCAGCGGUCAGCUCGAUCCACGCAAGGUUCUUUAUGGGGAUCACUGAUAUCAUAAUUACAUAUAUAAUAUGCAUGAAAGCAUACUUGGGAAACUUCAUUAGUCUUACUGUCUUAUAUUGUAAUUGUUGUCAUGGAUAAAGCGAUGGUGCCCAAACCAAUCUGAUAUAUGAUAUGAUUCGUUUGGAGCUAUUGCUUUUUCUGAGUUUCUGGCUGUGACACACAGAAAGAUAGGCAAAUGUAGUAAUUUGUAACGUUGCCUUCUGUGUAUGGUUCACCCGGAAACAUCAGUCUUAUAAUAUUGAAUCGUCUCCUUUAUGAACAUUUUGUCUUCUGACC
Messenger RNA from Camelina sativa (false flax), 1383 nucleotides. RefSeq names its product putative glucose-6-phosphate 1-epimerase. Lineage: Eukaryota; Viridiplantae; Streptophyta; Magnoliopsida; Brassicales; Brassicaceae. Gene Ontology annotation, biological process: carbohydrate metabolic process. Gene Ontology annotation, cellular component: cytoplasm. Gene Ontology annotation, molecular function: carbohydrate binding; glucose-6-phosphate 1-epimerase activity. The record is from RefSeq and is a predicted model, not a curated record.